AUGAUUGAAAAAUCGAAGAAAGUGUUCAUUGAAAUGAUUCAAGAAUCCACGUGGCUUCAUGAGAAAACCAAGAAAGCUGCAAUUCUGAAAGUUCAAAAGAUGACGAAGAUGGUGGGGUACCCGGAGGAAUUUGAGAAAACAGGAGCACUGGAUACACUUUUUGAAAAUCUUGUUAUUCUGGAAUCUGACACCUACUCCAUUUUGCUCAAGAAAAUUCAACGAUUCAAAGUAGAACUGGCUCUGGAGAAUGUUGCUUCUGAACUCGGAAUGGAGUUGGGUGGUCGCUUGUAUGCUGCCAACGCGUUCUACCAGCCUAGUAUAAAUCAGCUACGUGUGCUCGCCCCAUUCAUGGACGACCCGAUAUUUGACUCCACUUAUCCUGAAUAUGUACAGAUCGCCACGUUAGGAAAGAUUAUAAAUCAUGAAAUAGGUCAUGGUUUCGACCCGAACCAUAGAGGAAAAGAUGAGAAUGGAGAAGAAAAGGACUUAUGGCAACCGGAGGAUCUGGUGGAAUACGAGAAGAGAGUGAAGUGUCUGAUUGAGCAAUACAAUGAGUAUGACGACCCAGAUUUUGGGAAGAAAUUGAAUGGGUCAGUUGUGAUAUCGGAGCUAGUGGCAGAUGGUUUUGGAAUGGAUGUUGCGUGGAAGACUUUCAAAAAACUAGGCCUAGCAAGCCAGGCAAAGUUGAUUGGAUUCAAAGAUUAUCCAAUAGACAAAUUGUUCUUUCAAACUGUUGCUGUGAACUUAUGCAAUCAACGCAGUAAGAAAGAUGUGGACUUUGCAGUUCAAUUCGAUACCCACCCUACAGAUAGUUUUCGUGUGAAUGGAGUGUUUUCAAAUAUGAAGGCAUUUGCGGAGACGUUUAAUUGUCCAGUUGGAUCACCGAUGAAUCCGAAGAAGAAAUGCGACCUUUUCUAA
Messenger RNA from Caenorhabditis remanei, 918 nucleotides. RefSeq lists its product as uncharacterized. The record is from RefSeq and is a predicted model, not a curated record. The transcript is spliced from 5 exons. Lineage: Eukaryota; Metazoa; Nematoda; Chromadorea; Rhabditida; Rhabditidae. Gene Ontology annotation, molecular function: metalloendopeptidase activity. The coding region runs from base 1 to 918 and encodes 305 amino acids. Gene Ontology annotation, cellular component: plasma membrane. Gene Ontology annotation, biological process: protein processing.